This is a messenger RNA of Oncorhynchus mykiss (rainbow trout), 7718 nucleotides long. Its product is annotated as pleckstrin homology-like domain family B member 2. NCBI's taxonomy places the organism in Eukaryota, Metazoa, Chordata, Actinopteri, Salmoniformes, Salmonidae. Gene Ontology annotation, biological process: regulation of microtubule cytoskeleton organization. Gene Ontology annotation, molecular function: protein binding. The record is from RefSeq and is a predicted model, not a curated record. Gene Ontology annotation, cellular component: basal cortex.
UUCCGUCCAGAAGAGAUGACAAUCCGCAAGUUUCAUUCCACCAAUAAUGCUACAGUCUUCUUUUGGACUUGUGAAUAUUCUGUCGAGAGUCGAGACCUUAAUGGCACCGAAGAACCCCCCCCCAACGAACAGUGUCUCGCACUGUAAAGAGAUGCCCUCCUCGUAAUUAGAUUAAUUUGCCAUUAAUGUCCAUUUCGGGAGUUAUAACUGAAGCUUGCAGUUCGACUUCAACAAUGGACUCAGACACAAGCAGCUGUACAGAGAGCCAGUCCCAGGCAGAAUCUGAUCAGCAAGUUCUAGCUACAUCCAUGAGGCCACCAAUCAACCUGAUAGAGACUGGAGGAAGCCUGAAGGUACAGACGACCACACCUCACCUGGUUGGCCUGGGCAGUGGCCGGCUCAGUGUUGCCAUUACACUUAUGCCCCUAAAUGAAGGUGUGACCCGAAUUGGCCGAGAGGAUGCGUCCGUACCUCAAGACAUCACUAUUGAGGGCUUGGGUAUAGAGGCAGAGCAUUGUCGUAUUAUAAAUAGAGGAGGAGUCAUCACCCUUCACCCUUCCGGAAACCUGUGCUCACUUGAUGGAGUCCAUGUCUCAAAGCCAACAUUGCUGACACAAGGAUUCACACUCUGUCUGGGUAAAUCCUACUUCUUCCGCUUUAACCACCCUGAGGAGGCCAGACGUAUGAAGAGCAUGCAGCCCCAGAAGAGUCCUGUCGCCACUAUGGGCUACAGCUCAGACUGUGUAAAGACUGAGCACAGCAAUGGCGUCUCAGUGGGUGGCACCAUGAUGAGAGGCUCCCGAUCGAAGGCGGAGCUGCAGGACCUGAUGGAGACUCUGCAACGCCGGAAGAGUGCUCUAGAGGCUAGCCUGAGGGCCAGCGCAGAAUCUACCCGUACCUACCUCAGCCUGCCCCCUCCCAGCCCCCUGUCCCCCACGCCCCCCAGGAGUGCCGAGCGCCCCCCCUCCUCCAGAGGCCUCCCCUACAUGACCAGUAGUAGCAUGCCCCCCUCCCCUCGCCAGGGUGAGCGUCCUCUCAGCCCCAAACCGCCAUACACCCGCUCACGCCACCAAUCACAGGACAGCCUGCUCCUCUCUAGCUCCUCUGACAGGCAUUGCCCAAAUGUAGCCAGUUCUCUCCUAUCCAUGUGGAAUGGUUCCUCUUCCUAUGGGGAGCCUGCACACAGUCCUCCUCAGGGCCACAGUGGGGCGGCCAGCAUGCCCUCCAGCCCUCGCCUAGGUCGCAGGUUCUAUGCCCAGGGCCGGAACGGGGACAAUGGUAUGGACCCUGCGCCACGUCAGAGGAAGUACUCUACAGGGUCACUCAACGGCCUGGGCUCUACCCACAGCCGCUCUCUACCCCGCCUCCACCGGUCGGCAGACUCCACAGCCCUGUCUCUGCCCCCACGCCGCUCCAUGGGCUCCCACAGAGGGGAGAAGGGUUCUGUGUCCCUGUCCUCCAAAACGAGGCGCAGCCUGUCUCCUCUGGAGCGGCCGCCAGACGUAACAGUGCUAGCAACAGCCAGCGUACCGGGUACUCCCCGCAGGGCCAGCCUGGCCUCUCUGGCCUCGCUGGGCUGUGAACUGGAGCAUGGGGGCCUGCGGGGCUCCUCACCCUGCCUGGACCUGGGCUUGGGGGAGAGGAGGCAGUCCUUUGGGAAGGGUGGGCUGGGGCUGAGAUCAAGAAGAGGCAGCAUCAGCUCUCUGAAUGGGAAGGAGGAGCUUACAGACUACCACAAGCACCAGAGAGACGAGAGGCUCAGAGAACAGGAGGUGCAGAGACUGGAGCACCAGCGGCUGGAGACCAUCCUGAGCCUGUGUACUGAGCUGGUCCAGGACCAGGGCGGCUCGGCCAUCUCCGACCUGCAGAAGAUCAACAAGGAGCUGGAGAAGCUGCAGGAGUCUGAUGAUGAGUCAGUGUUCUCCGACUACCCCGGCAGCGUCAGUGGCACCGCCCCGGAGAACGGCUUUGGCCCCAAAGCCCGGGAGUACCAGCUGGCUGAGGUGCGGCAGGUCCGCCAGCGCCACCACAGCGGGCACAGAGAAGCAAGGGAUGCCAGGGCCCAGUCACCUGCUGUCAGCCUGCGUAGCAUUGUCCCCUCACCCUCCCCUCACCACAGAGCCAGGCAGCAGGCUACGGAGGACGUGCAUCUGAAACAGGAAGUAACACGUAUCGAGGAAGAGAGGAUCCAGGUGCUGAACAACAUAGAAGAGUUGGAGCAGAAGAUCAAAGACCUGGACAACCAGAUGGAGGAAUCCAUCAGAGAGAUGGAGGUGGAGCGGGCUCUGCUGGAGGGAGAGCAGGACUCUGAGAUGGCCCUGCUACAUAGGGAGAAGGAGGUACUGGACCAACUCAAUGAGAAGAUUGGCAGCAUUGACAAGACUGUCCUCACAGACAAGUCCCAGGAUGUUGAGGUGCUGGAGGCGGAGCUGGAGUUCCAGCAGCUGGAAAGAGCGAGUGGUCAGGACAAGGGCAAGGAGGGUCAGCAACUACUCAGAGAGAUAGCAGAUUACCAGCGUAGUACUGUCACACGCAAGGAGAGACUCCUGACCCUGAAGAAGCAGUCUACACAGAUUACUCAGCAGUCUCAGCGAGAGAAGGACAGCUUCCUAAAAGAGAAGAACAACCUGCUCCUGAUGGUUCAGAGGGAGAGGGAGAACCUGGCUUCUCUGGAGAGGAAGUAUGCUGAACUGACUGGAGGGCAGGCCUUCCCUAGCAACCCUGUUGCCAUGAAGGAGCACUUCCGCUUUCUAGAGGAGAGGAGGCGGGGCAAUAAGGAGAACUCCUCCCACCUCAGUGACACUCUGCCACGUAAGAGGAGCCAGCAGGCCCUCAGUCACUACAGCAGCUCUACCCUGGGCCGCAGCCUGUCCCCUAAGUCCCACCUGCCUCUUUCCCAGAGCUCCAGCUGUGGUAGUAUCAUCCCCCGGGGCCUCUCUAUCUCUCCCAGAGUUCUGGAAACACGACACCUGCUCAAGGCAGGCCAUAGCCACCUGUACAUGAGUGAGAACAGACAGAGACUGGUUGACCUGUGUAGCAGGACUGUGUCUGAGUCCAAUGUCUUCCUGGACCCCUUCCACUACGCAGACAAUGGCCAUGGCUUUGACACGCGCAGUAUGGACAGCUCUGACAGCAUGGAGACCAGCAUCUCUGCCUGCUCCCCAGACAACAUCUCCAGUGCCAGCACAUCCAACGUAGGAAAGAUUAAGGAGAUGGAACGUUUGUUACGAGAAGCCCAGGCUGACAAGCAUCGACUCCUUGAGCACAAGGAGCGUGAGAUGGAGGUGCGCAGGCAGGCCCUGGAGGAGGAGCGGAGGAGGAGGGAGGACCUGGAGAAGAGACUGCAAGAGGAGACCAGCAGGAGGCAGAAAAUGAUCGAGAGGGAGGUGAAGUUACGCGAGAAACAGAGGGCACAGGCCCGGCCGCUGACACGCUACCUCCCUCAGAGGAAGGAUGACUUUGACCUCCAUGGUCACAUCGAGGCAGCUGGACACAACCCAGACAACUGCUACCACCUGGCCAUCACAAAUAAAACCUGCAGAGGGUUCCUGGUCAAGAUGGGUGGUAAGAUCAAGACCUGGAAAAAACGCUGGUUUGUCUUCGACCGGAACCGCAAGACCCUGGCCUACUACGCAGACAAACAUGAGGUCAAGAUGAAAGGGGUCAUAUACUUCCAAGCUAUAGAAGAGGUUUACUAUGACCAUUUAAAGAAUGCACACAAGAGCCCCAACCCAUGUCUGACGUUUAGUGUGAAGACCCAUGACAGGGUGUACUACAUGGUGUCUCCCUCCCCCGAGGCUAUGCGCAUCUGGAUGGACGUCAUCGUUACAGGGGCGGAGGGAUACAUGCAAUUCAUGGUCUAAACCAGUGGCGGCUGGUGAUUGGCUGAAUGCCCGGGGCGCGAGGUGGUUGGAGUUGUCAACAAAGCAGCAUGACAUAUGAUGCCAAGUUUUCGAGCUACUGGUAGUUUCUUUGAGAAGAUAUAUAAAGCGAUCUGUGCAUUUGAACAACAGCACAAAUGACCACUGCUGCACAAACUGCCACUGUUUUGAACAGAUUAGAUUAUACUAUUUAGAAGCAGGUCACGAACGAACAAGAACGUAACACGCAUGCAGCUGCAGUAAGUGAAAACACAUUAUCUAACUGGGGUAAUAUAGCUAAUAUACUGUCACAAAGCAUGAUGCGCUAGCCAGUUCAUUCUGAAUAUUUUCCAUAUUUCCCGAGUUAGAUAUUAGUUUAGAAAGACUUGAAAUUGGCAUGGGAGCUAACUACCUAGCAAGUUACCAGAUAGCUAUAACUAGCUAGCUGCUUGUCAAAGGUAGAUAACUGGUUAAUUUGACAAAAAUUACUAAACUAUUUCUCAAUGUUUAUAAAAAUGACUGUAUCUGGCUUAAUGAAUUUGAUCAUGCUGUUUCAGUUCACACUACAUGUCGCCCUGUCACCUACAAGAGAACCAAAUGAACAACUUGGGGGGAAACAAUACAAUUGGCCAGCCAGAUCCCCAAUGAGAAAGUUAUAGAUAGUGUAUCCCUCUGUCUUUCAACACUUGUUUGAUGUAGAUGUCAGGUCCCAGGCUCCAAUGACUGUUAGGGUUAUUUAUUUACAAGUUAAUUACAAUUAGAUUGUUGCUUUAGCGCCAUCUGUACCUGAUAGAGCACACAUCUGUACCUGAUCUGGCGCGAGAGACUCAUUGGGAGGGAGACGAGAACAGACCCAGAAGUUCUGAUCGAGCACGCAUUUGAACGCCCCAGGACAGUCCAUUAACUUUGUACUGUUAUUAUAAUUUAUGCUAAGAAAUCCUGCGAUUUCAUUGGGGCAGUUCCCCCUCAUAGCAAAACAAUAUAAGCAAUGUUUGCAUGGCAUAUGCACCUGCGAGGGACAGAGUAGUAAGUAACUGAACAGCUGGACACAUUUACUGCACUUUUAUGAGCAUUUAAAACAUAAUUCAUGAAUUAUAUAAUAUAUAUUGUAUAUAUUUUUUAUACAAAUAUUUUCUGUUGACCAAUCAUAAUUGGGGCACCGCCCCUAACGCCCUAAUGGGCGGGCCGCUACUGGUCUAAACAACCCCACAUCCUGACCACAGACUCUCAGAUGACUAACAAACAGGGAAUAUACUCUCCUCCAGGCCCUAAAAGACUAAACAAGUUGACUGGUCAGGUUUGAGAACCUCUGUGACCCUUCUGCUUUUUAGCUCUGUAACCACUUUUAUGUCCGUCUUACUUCAGUGAGCCCAGCUCCCUCCUCCUCUUCCGGAUUCUGCUGAUGUAAUGGUCAUCUGAUACUUCGCAGUCUAGCAGGGAAGGACUUCCUCUGGAGGAGUGGGUGCCCAGUGCCGCUUGUUCAUUCAGAAAGGACUUACUCAGAAGAUUCUGAUACUUAUCGCUUUAUGUUUGGAGAGGAGCCUUUUGGCACCUUCAUGAUAUUUCAGGACUGUUAAUGACCCAGAGUCUAUGUCUGAGGUGUAUUAUGUAGUCUGAUAGGCUCACAGUGUACUAGAGAUUACUGCCCAUUCAGGACAAGAUACUUCUCUUCCAUUGUAUAAUAUCAUGCUGCCAGUGGGCUGGGUGCAGCUCCCUACCCGAUCAAUGGGCUCAUUCAUUUCUGAAAGUUUGAGAAGCGUUGCGUCGUGCCUAAGAACAGCCCUUAGCCGUGGUAUAUUGGCCAUAUUUCACAAACCCCGAGGAGCUUAUUGCUGUUAUAAACUGGUAGUGAGAUUACACAUUGAAUCCUUUAAAGUAGUAUAUAUUAUUCAGUAGAAUCAUAGGAUUGAGGCUGCCAUUGGAUAUAAUAUAUGCCAUUUCACAGACGCUUUUAUCCAAAGCGAUUUACUGUCAUGCAUGCAUGUAUUUUACGUACGGGUAGUCCCGGGAAUCAAACCCAUUACCCUGGCAUUGCAAGGCCCAUGCACUACCAAUUGAGCUACAAUUGAGCUAACGCCUCUACUUGUCUGGGUUGAGAAGAGGACCAGGGCCUGGUUUCCCAAAAGCAUCUUAAGGCUCAAUGGUUCUAAAGAUGAAUUUAGCCUUAAGAUGCAUUUGGGAAACCGGGACCAGAUUGAUUUAAGGAACACAAGCUGUCCCAUCCUUUUCAUCAUCCAAAUUGAGCUGUUUUCCUUCCAGCUGGACAGUCUCUUUUUUUCCCUCAAACACUCCCUCUCUCUCCUGGGCCAAACCCUCCCGAGACUGUCUAGCAUCUGCACAGACUGAGAGGACAAUAUGUCCCUCCAGUGGAAAACCCAAGGUGAUGCAGAUCACCGAUGUGUGUCCUUUGUAUCCUGCUGUUGCUUAGGAACGUGGAGAUAACAGGGGAAACCCUGAAACACCAGGGACCUGAAGGAUUUGAAAGUACCUCUCUCAGCACUAUGUACCAAAGACAUACCAUGUCUGUAUUUAAUAUGGAAAUCAUGGAAAUGGAACCUUAAGGCUCCACAAAGGGAUACUUACCGGGUGUGGAAGGCAUUGACACUGUGUGUGUGUGUGUGUGUGUGUGUGUGUGUGUGUACCUUUCGUGUGUGCCAUACAGCUAAAAUAAGUUAGCAAAAACAUUCCAGGGCACUUCCAGUACUAGUUCAAAUGAAAUGUUUUAAUGGCGCGUGGCAUUGUAUAUUGUACCUUCAUGUGAGUUGUGUUUUAUGACUUGUAGUGUAGGAUCAUGCUGCCAGUGGGCUGGGUGCAGCUCCCUACCCGAUCAAUGGGCUCAUUCAUUUCUGAAAGAUUGAGAAGCGUUGCGUCGUGCCUAAGUACAGCCCUUAGCCGUGGUAUAUUGGCCAAAUUUCACAAACCCCGAGGAGCUUAUUGCUAUUAUAAACAGGUUACAAACGUAAUUAGAGCAGAACAAUUCAACGUUUUGUCAUACCCGUGGUAUACGGUCUGAUAUACCAUGGCUUUCAGCCAAUCAGAAUUCAGGGCUCAAACCACCCAGUUUAUAAUUUGAGUUAUUACACAGUCGCUAUAAAACCUGUGCAGUACUUGGAUAUACUUACUACUUUUAAAAUUACUUUUUGGGUCACAAAUAAUGGCACAUUAAUUUAUAUUAGUUUAAUUUUCUUUUUGUUUUUUAACAAAUAUAUAUUAAUAUUUGUCAGUGGUAUGUGCAUGUUGAACAAACAAAUAAGCUAUUUGUGUGAAACCAAAGAGCAAUGCAAUCUGCAGUAUUCUAGGGAGAUUAUAUGAAGUCAUGGAAAAAAGAAAAUGGGAUUCUACUUAUUUCACCCAGGUAUCUUAGCUGAUAUAUUUGUAAUUAUGACGAUGUUAUGAUAAGUGCUGAUAAUUGUAAGAUGUAAUGAUACUGAAAUGGCGCCCUCAUUCACCGUGAAGUCACAGGUAGAACGUAGUAGCAAGGUCCCUGACUGUCAACGAGGUGACUGCGGGAGUGCACACGAGACCAAUUAACUUCUCUGACAGUGUUGCAGAGGUGACAGCAGGUUAGCUCACAGGGAAUCUUUCACAGCGUUAUGAAGAGGUGACUGACAAGCUCUCUGUGACCAGUUGUCUUUUAAAGGAGGAUCCCCUAUGUGCUCAGUCUGUGUGACUACACAAUACAGGCACACGUUUCAGGUAUUUUCCAUGUAUAAGUUACCAAGGAAAAAACUCAACAUAACUGCAACACUUUUAUGAUGCAUUUUAAAUAUAUAUUUUGCAUUUUUAUAUGAACAGUGUUAUUGUUAAUCCUGCAUGUUUUUUAAACAAAUGUAAGAAUAAAUCAUAUAUGUUUACUAA